AUGGAGGGGGCCGGUGUGCAGAUUCCAGUGGACGAGUCGUACCUCGAGUACGAUUACGAUGCAGAUGAUGCGUCUUUCACGUCCUGCUACUGGGGCUCCGAACUGAGUUGCAAGAGAGGGCGGACGUUAGCGACGACCAUCACGCAGUAUCGAUAUGAGAAUGGGCGGCGGUAUCAUGCCUUCCGAGAUGGAGAAUACUACCAGCCAAACGACGAGAAGCAGUCGGAUUAUGAGAUGAUUGUACAUCAUCUCUGGCUUCUCUCGCUCGACGACAAGCUCUUCCUCGCGCCUCUCAACAACCCACAAAGGAUCCUCGAUGUCGGGACUGGGACGGGGGUUUGGGCAGCUGACAUUGCGGAUAUAUUUCCAGAUUCCGAAAUCAUAGGCACCGACCUCUCCCCAACUCAAACAGCCAUGGCGCCGCCAAACAUCCGGUUCGAAAUCGACGACUGCAACAGCGAAUGGGUGUAUCCCGAGGACAGCUUCGACUUCGUGCACAUGCGCAGUUUGUCUGGGUGUGUGUCUGAUUGGCCGGAGCUGUAUAGGCAGUGCUACAAGCACAUCAAACCAGGCGGCUACCUCCAACACUGCGAAUUCGGCGUCAAAGUCAUCAACAACGAGCCCAGCCCACAAACCGCCCGCGCAGACGAGAUGUAUAAGUUGUUUACCGAGCUGGUGUUACAAACUGGUGAUAUGAUCAACAAAUCCUUCUCGGUGGACCAGAGAAUGCCUGAGCUGAUUAAGGAUGCCGGCUUCGUCGACAUAGUCGACAGCAAGCCCAUCUGGCCCAUCGGCGCCUGGAGCUCCGACGAGCGGCUCAAGGAAGUCGGCAAGUGGAACCAGCGCAGCUGGCUCGACGGGCUGGAAAGCUGGGUGUUGGCGCUCUUCACUCGACAACUAGGGUGGUCCGCCGCCCAAGUCCGCAACUGGGUCGAAGAAAUGCGCCGCGUCGUCCUCGACCGAAACUGCCAUUUCUACCACGAGGUGCGCUGUGUCGUCGCCCGCAAGCCGCUCGACGGCGAAGUCGUCCCCCCAGAACCCGCGCCAUCGGCGUCAUAA
Molecule: messenger RNA, 1059 nt
Organism: Mytilinidion resinicola
Lineage: Eukaryota; Fungi; Ascomycota; Dothideomycetes; Mytilinidiales; Mytilinidiaceae
Product: S-adenosyl-L-methionine-dependent methyltransferase
Exons: 11
Coding region: 1-1059 (352 amino acids)
Molecular function (GO): methyltransferase activity
Source: RefSeq, a predicted model, not a curated record